Mycena citricolor is the source of this 1825-nucleotide messenger RNA. The record is from the annotation of a GenBank genome assembly. NCBI's taxonomy places the organism in Eukaryota, Fungi, Basidiomycota, Agaricomycetes, Agaricales, Mycenaceae.
GUCAGUGUCUUCUCGGAUAACGGGCAUAUCCUCCCAUCCAUCCUCGUCGUCAUCGUCAAAGUCGAAUGGACGAGAGCAAUCGCAGCACUGACAAAUGCGAUCAGAUCCGGUCCGGUGGCCCUUUUCUUGUUUGCCUGCCACUGCACCACGCGCGGGAUGGGGUAUAUCGCGAAGGAUGCCCUCGAAAACCUGCGGAAGUACGCGUACAAAGGCGUUGACAAGUGCGUCGCUUUUGUCACAGUACGUUCUGAAUCCGUUUUGGACCUGGUUCGUCACCCUAUGGCCUCUAUCCGUCGCACCCAACACUGCAAGGGCACUCAGAUCACUCUGUCGGGACUUUCACUUGUAUUCAUCAAUUUUGCGACCGUGCUGUAUUUUGAUCCAUUGUAUCUGACGGAGAAGGACGGGGUGUAUCUUCCGCGAUGGGUGUACUUCUCCUGUGCCAUCGGGCUGUUUCUGUAUCAGACUUUCGACGCCAUUGAUGGAAAGCAGGCUCGGAGGACGGGGAUGGCGGGGCCUUUGGGCGAGAUGUUCGACCAUGGCUGUGACGCCAUGAACACGACUUUGGAAGCCAUCUUGACUUGUCAAGCUCUCAACUUGGGUCGCUCUUGGUGGACUGUCGCUUCGCAGAUGGCGACGCUCGCCAAUUUCUAUCUCACAACCUGGGAAGAGUACCACACCGGCCAGCUAUAUCUGGGCGUGUUCUCUGGACCUGUUGAAGGCAUCCUGAUGAUCGUCGUCAUCUUUCUUAUCAGCGGGACGUUCGGCCCCGCCGUCUGGGACCAGGGGCUGCUCACUGUCCUACGUCUUCAAGACUUGCCGCAGCUCAAAGGGGUACCCAACCUACCGCUCAACGAGGCAUUCAUGGUCUUCGGCGCUGUGGGUCUGAUUUUCAAUAUUCUGACGAGCUACGGCAAUGUACACCAGGCGAUGAAAGAAAAGAAGCAGUCGACCUUCCGAGCUCUGCUGCGUCUCUUUCCUUUCGUUAUCUCUGCCGGCAUCCAAGUAUUCUGGCUCUCCCAUCCCCGCUCGGAUCGCUCUGCUAUCAUCAACUCUCCGCUCUUUGUUCCGUUCUUGUGCGCCUGGGGACUCCAAUUUGCGCACCAAGUCGGGAAGAUGAUCCUCGCACAUGUGACCAAGACGGACUUUCCUGCGUGGGACUGGAUCUGGGUCUGGAGCUUUGCUGCGGCCGUCGAUGCCAAUUUGCCUCGACUCAUCGGACGCCCCCCGCUGCUGCAAACGUCCCCGAAAAACACCGCAUACGCAGUGUGGCUCACGCUAGCCAUCUCCUUCAUCGCGUAUGCGCGCUUCUGCACGCUGGUUAUUUACGACAUCACGAACUUCAUGGGGAUCGCCUGCUUCACUGUGCGCAAAAAGGACGAGGACGGGGUGUGGCAGGAUACCGUGCCUGGCCACACCUCUCCGGCGAAGAAGAAGGCAUGAGCGAACGCGAACGCGACACAAGCUGCUUGCAUAUUCGUAGGUAAUAACGAAUCAUUAAUGUAGAUGACUGGGGCACUGGCAUUUCUCGUGUGGCACCAGGUAGAGUAGACACGAUCACAUGAUGUCACACAUUUCUCAUGCCACCGUCCCUUCGCUUGAAUGACCAAGUGCGUGGCCCGAGUUGCUGGUUUCCCUCGUCCUCUAAAAGUUCGGGAUCAUGAAGUUUCACGCUAGCAUGAAUGGUCAUGUCUUUGGGUCCCGGCGUGUCCACCCUGGGCUCUAGGACAAAAGCUGUUCUCGUUCACAAGUCCUUUCUCUCAUUGGAACCCCCAGGCGAUUCGGGUUCUGGGCGCUCCCAAGCUUCACCUGAGAUGGUCAAUUA